UUCCACGUCUGCUGUGCCAUAGCAACCGCCAACCCGCAUUUUAACUAACGGACUGCUGGUUAAAGAUUUACUGCUCUAAUUUUCUUUGAGGCAGCAGAGGCGGAGUUUAUUGCGUCAAACAGGUGAAUCAUAUACAACUUUAAACACGGAAGGAAAUAAAACAUAACAAACGACAGCUACUGGUAUAUUUUUAUUUUUUUUUUAAUUAAGCAAAGCAGUACCAUGGGACAGAGAAACACCCAGGAAGACUUUGAGAGUCAGUUCAAUGAUGUGAUUUCCAGACUGGAGUCCAAACAGUUUUUCCAGUCUGAAUGGGACAUUGGCUUUGCCGUCGUCUUCUUAGUCUUCAUUGGUUUGAUUGUGCUACUUGUCCUUCUGGUCCUCAUCCGUUGCUGUUGCUGCUGUUGCUGCGAUGAGAAGCCUAAACGUCGUAAGGUUGGCAUAGAGAACACAUGUUUGGAACCAUGACAGCUGAACGAACAACUCAACCUUGAGUUUGCAUCAACUCCUGCACUUAACAUUUCAAAAUAGGAUUUUACUUUGUUUCAACGCCCACCUUUUUUGUUCUUGUGAUUUUCUACCCGAUUAUUGUACUUGCUGUGGUUUAGUCCCACUAUAAGUGUACAGUUAGCUAUGAUUGCACUUUAUAUGAAUGUCUUCAAUAACAUGUAAUCGAUUCCCUUUGUCUUAAACUAUGUUUAAUAAAAUCUAAGGGUGAUAAAUGUUG
This is a messenger RNA of Hippocampus comes (tiger tail seahorse), 727 nucleotides long. RefSeq names its product small integral membrane protein 22 (gene smim22). Gene Ontology annotation, biological process: regulation of cell population proliferation. The transcript has 4 exons. The record is from RefSeq and is a predicted model, not a curated record. Lineage: Eukaryota; Metazoa; Chordata; Actinopteri; Syngnathiformes; Syngnathidae. Bases 223 to 468 code for a protein of 81 amino acids.